AUGGCAGAGGAAGAUAUGACAACCUCUGGCUCCGCACGCGAUACUGGCAAGAUGCCAGAACGCGAGGAAUCCGAGGAUGGCACGCCCAGUCCUAUGCCGAUACCUACGCCGAAUCCUAACGGCAUGGUGACCAUGGCAGCAGCAGAUCUCAUUGCACUCUGCGAGCGACUGAUAUCAGCACGCGCGCCGCCACCUCCUCCACCUCCUCCGAACCCUAUACCAGAAGAAGAUCCGAACAUGCUGGCUCGCGAAUACCAGAAGGAAGCGCAGGCCUCGUUGAACACAAAGUCCGUCACCACGUUCGAUGGCACCAACUACCAGACGUGGAAGAUGGCGUUCUUGUCGGAUGCAGAAGUGAUCGGUGGUGCAAAUAUUCUUAAUAAGAACCAACAGGAACCACCUGAAGGUUUAUCAUCGCUCGAUCAGCGAUAUUGGGUGAUACGUUCAAAACUUCUCUUCCGUCGCAUGUUGCAAUCCCUAGUAGGUUCUGUCCGUUUGACCAUGGGAUCCAUUCAACCCGACAACGCGGCGGCCCUAUGGAACAAG
Molecule: messenger RNA, 546 nt
Organism: Histoplasma mississippiense
Lineage: Eukaryota; Fungi; Ascomycota; Eurotiomycetes; Onygenales; Ajellomycetaceae
Exons: 1
Source: RefSeq, a predicted model, not a curated record